This is a messenger RNA of Acipenser ruthenus (sterlet), 2741 nucleotides long. Its product is annotated as kelch-like protein 20. Gene Ontology annotation, molecular function: protein binding. The transcript is spliced from 11 exons. The coding region runs from base 326 to 2176 and encodes 616 amino acids. The record is from RefSeq and is a predicted model, not a curated record. Lineage: Eukaryota; Metazoa; Chordata; Actinopteri; Acipenseriformes; Acipenseridae.
GCUGUAACCUGAUCUUGUCUUGUGUAGCGGACUGUGCCCUGUUUCAGCUGUGCGUAUGUCAGUCCUUUGCUAAAUUAAUGCAAGCUGGUUGCUUUGCGUUAAUAACCCCCACGUCCCCUCUACCCAAACAAAUAUCUUGAGUUGUACAGUAGCAGCUGAUUGGGUGGAACCUGGGUAGCAACAGGAUACAGUAGUUGUAGCUGGAUUUCAUGAACUCCCAGGAUUGAACUGUCAGAGAGAGAAAGAGACCAGGGGAGGAAGGGUACUGCACUUGCUCUACUGUACUGAACUUUCAUUAUUUGUGCUUAAUGAACACAAGCUUGAGAUGACAGAGGAAGCAGAGAUGGACUUUACAACUAGUGACCUGUGUAUCAGUGCAUACCCAGCAGAUACCACCGGAAUGGACAUCACCAGCCGAUGCACCCUUGGAGACCCCAAUAAGCUGCCGGAGGGAGUGCCACAGCCGGCACGAAUGCCCUAUGUGUCAGACAAGCACCCACGGCAGACUCUGGAGGUUAUCAACCUGCUGCGCAAACACCGGGAGCUAUGUGACGUGGUCCUGGUGGUGGGCACCAAAAAGAUCUAUGCCCACCGUGUAAUCCUGUCGGCCUGCAGCCCUUACUUUCGCGCCAUGUUUACAGGUGAGCUGGCUGAGAGCCGGCAGACGGAGGUGGUGAUCCGUGACAUUGAUGAGCGUGCCAUGGAGCUCCUCAUCGACUUCGCCUACACCUCACAGGUCACUGUGGAGGAGGGAAACGUGCAAACCCUGCUCCCUGCUGCCUGCCUUCUGCAGCUGGCUGAAAUCCAGGAGGCCUGCUGCGAGUUCCUCAAACGGCAGCUAGACCCCUCCAACUGCCUGGGCAUCCGUGCCUUCGCUGACACCCACUCUUGCCGUGAGCUGCUGAGGAUCGCAGACAAGUUCACUCAGCACAACUUCCAGGAGGUAAUGGAGAGUGAGGAGUUUAUGCUGCUGCCAUCCAACCAACUGAUCGAUAUUAUUUCGAGUGACGAGCUAAAUGUGCGCAGUGAGGAGCAGGUGUUCAGCGCAGUGAUGGCCUGGGUGAAAUACAGCAUUCAAGAAAGACGUCCCCAGCUACCACAGGUGCUGCAGCAUGUUCGAUUACCACUCCUAAGCCCGAAGUUCUUAGUUGGGACAGUGGGAUCGGAUCCCCUUAUAAAGAGUGAUGAGGAGUGCAGAGACCUGGUUGAUGAAGCCAAGAACUACCUGCUCCUACCUCAAGAACGCCCCUUAAUGCAGGGACCAAGAACGCGUUCACGAAAGCCCAUCCGCUGUGGAGAGGUUCUUUUUGCAGUUGGAGGCUGGUGCAGUGGGGAUGCAAUUUCCAGUGUGGAGCGAUAUGACCCCCAAACAAACGAAUGGCGCAUGGUGGCUUCGAUGAGCAAGAGACGCUGUGGAGUUGGUGUGAGCGUCCUGGAUGAUCUCUUGUAUGCAGUAGGAGGACAUGACGGCUCUUCGUAUCUUAACAGUGUAGAAAGGUACGAUCCCAAGACAAACCAGUGGAGCAGUGAUGUGGCCCCCACCAGCACCUGUAGGACCAGCGUUGGAGUGGCCGUCCUCGGAGGGUAUCUGUAUGCAGUGGGAGGGCAGGAUGGGGUCUCCUGUCUCAACAUUGUUGAAAGGUAUGACCCUAAGGAGAACAAGUGGACACGGGUCGCUUCAAUGAGUACCAGACGUCUGGGAGUGGCAGUUGCAGUGUUAGGAGGGUUCCUCUAUGCAGUAGGGGGGUCAGAUGGGACCUCCCCUCUCAAUACCGUUGAGCGCUACAACCCUCAAGAGAACCGUUGGCACACUGUGGCGCCAAUGGGAACCCGUCGUAAGCAUCUGGGCUGUGCAGUGUACCAGGACAUGAUCUACUCUGUGGGAGGACGAGAUGACACCACGGAGCUCAGCAGCGCAGAGAGAUACAACCCCAGAACCAACCAGUGGUCUCCUGUGGUGGCCAUGACUUCAAGAAGGAGUGGGGUUGGUUUAGCUGUAGUAAAUGGACAGUUAAUGGCAGUUGGAGGCUUUGAUGGUACAACAUACCUGAAAACCAUUGAGGUGUAUGAUCCUGAUGCGAAUACAUGGAGGCUUUAUGGUGGAAUGAACUAUCGCAGGCUUGGUGGAGGAGUAGGGGUAAUUAAAAUGACUCACUGUGAAUCUCAUAUAUGGUAACCCUUGUGCCUCCACGUCUUGAGCUGCUUAUCAGACAUGUUAACCACAUGUAUAAUAGAAGAUUAUACAAAAAAAGUGUAAUACAAAUGUAAAACCAUCUAAGUGACACAACCUGGAUUUAUACCUGAAUGAUCCCUGCAGUGCAAGAUGUCCAAAUGAUCCAUCAUUGGAGUUUCUAUGCAGCUUUUAUUGACUGGAGUGCACCUUUGACUGCGUUUUAGUGCCUAUAGUAAUGUCAGAUUGCAGAAGCUAUGUUUUUAUUUUGGAUGCAUUACCUGGCAAAGGACUGAACAGCAUUUACCGGAUAGGGACAGUAUUUAUUUAUUUUUUAUGCAUUUAGACUUUAAAUGCAUUCUAAACCUAUCCAGUGAUAUAUGGUUGAAUGCCAACAUUUAAGAAAGUCUGAAGACAAAAAGUCAUCACUCCUUGCAUACAGUGGAUUCACCUUGCAAGAGGCUGCCAAGGACUUGUCCUCUUUGCCAGGUGAAGAAGCAAUAUCGGUUGACUGAAGUCAUUCAGCAAGAGCAUUUUAUGCAAUGAAUAAAUUGUUUGAAGUGUCUGUGAA